Seminavis robusta is the source of this 2335-nucleotide messenger RNA. Lineage: Eukaryota; Bacillariophyta; Bacillariophyceae; Naviculales; Naviculaceae. The record is from the annotation of a GenBank genome assembly.
UGGAAUGGAAUCUCCACAACCGGAUUGGAAUGCCUCGUGAAAUUGCAGUGCUGCGCAGUCAGCAGCCAGAUCUGUGGACAUCAGCUACGGUAGAUGCCAGUGCCUGCCGGACUACUAGUAUGACAGCCGAGAAGCCAAAGCUACAAGAAUCCAACCACGGGACAAACCAUGACAGAAGCCAAUCGUCCCGAAGAUAACCAAUUCGACAAUGCCGACUACGGCAGUACCAUCGACGAAAGUAGGUCUUCCGCCAUUGAGGAGUCCAAUGUCCUAGAUGAGAGAUCCGAUGAAGACAGAGUGUCCUCGUGGUUAUCCAUCACGGGGAGACUCGCUCUGCUUGCCGCAAUUUUUUUGUUUCUCCUACAAGGCAGCAAUAAACCAACUGCCACCACAAAUCCACAGAGCAAUCACAACUUGCACCAGGUGAAAAUGCUGGGAAAAGUUAAGCGUAGCCCAUCGGACACUCCUUUUGUUUUUUCUCAGCGAGUUGAUCAUUUGGAUGAUUCAAAUCAAGAUACGUUUCAACAGCGCUACUAUCGCAAGUCUGAAUUCUUCAAAGGUCCAGGUCAUCCAAUCUUUCUAAUCAAUGGUGGGGAAGGCGCCAUGAAUGAAGGUUUGUUUUACCCCUUCGUUGACACUUUCUUGGCCAAGAAAUUUGGUGCCUAUGUCCUACACCCAGAACAUCGCUUCUAUGGGCAAAGUCAGCCUGUGGACGCUCUCCUGUUGACUCAUGAUGACUUGAAGAAGUACCAUACGGCUCGACAAGCCAUGCUGGACUUCAUUACAAUUGUCAAGACCUAUCAGGAGAAACUAGGAUGCUCUCCUCACAAACACUCCAAGCACUACUGUCCUGUGAUCUCUGUUGGGGGCUCCUACCCAGGUUUCCUCAGUGCUGUCAUGCGACUUCACUACCCAGACACAAUUGACAUUGGGUAUGCCUCCUCCGCACCCUUGUUGCUCUACUCUAUGGAUGCCGACCAAUGGGGAUACAUGGAAAAAGUGACAAAAGUCACAGACAGUGCCCGUCCUGGGUGCGCCGAGGCUGUGAGGCAGACCUUGGCUGAAGUGCACGAGGCAAUCCUUGCAAGCGAUGACUACGUGCAGUUUGCCCACGAGAAGCUAAACGUUUGCCCAGGAACCUUGCCCGUGUAUAUACACUCGAAUGACCUACUGAGCAAAGAAGCGAUGAUGAUCGUGGAAUACACCUUUGCUGACAUGAACAUGGGGUUCUACCCACCCGAUGAUACCACAGACUUGGUAUUCACGUGUGACAGGAUAUUCCAGAACGAAACCAUGGACUCUUUUGGCAAAAUCCAAGAGUUCUGGAAGCAUUUGGAAGACAAUAUAGACACCACGCUGCCUUGCUUUGACAUGAGCUCCCAAAUGCCAGAUGGUCCUCGGGCAACCAUAUCAGGAUCUGACUGGUCAGGUGUAGGGCCAGGGUAUGAUGGCAUGAUGUUUGACUUUCAUUGCUGCUCCACACUGACCCCUGCAUUGGGCUUCUCCCACAAAUCCAUGUUCCCCUACCGCAAGUGGACUUUGGAAUGGCUCACUGAGCACUGCCUGGAUCGAUUUGAUGUUGUCCCUGAUCCCCUGAAGCUUGUUCAUGAGUUCAAGUUCGAUGAUCUGGUGGGGCAGGGAGCAAGUCGCAUUCUGUUUACCAAUGGUAUGAAUGAUAUCUGGUCGGAAGGUUCCUACCUGGAGUCAUUGUCAGAUUCCAUUAUUGCUAUCAACAUGCCAAAUGGAGCCCACCACAGUGAGCUCUACUAUAUGAAUGAGGAUGGGAUUGACACAGACGAUGUCAUGCAAGCCCAUGAUGACAUUGCGGACGUCUUGGAAGGCUGGCUGAAGGAAAUCAAGAAGAAGAUGGUGCACUAACUAAGUUGCAUCUUUGCUAGCAGCAACAAACUGGGCCGGAGGUAGCCGACUUUUAGAGUUUACACAUACAUGAUUAGAUGGUAGAUGGAAGAACUUAGACCUCCAACGAAUGUGCAUGGUGAAUGCAAGGCUCCAGUGAGUGAGCCACCGGUGGAAUUAAACGAUACAUGUACUAGUGCACAUCAGCUCUUUAGAAAGCAUACUGAACGGAGUGGAAUAUCUAGCUAGCUAGGCAGCAGUGGCAUUCUGAAUAACCACAAUCAUCGUCUUCUUGUCCAUCUGGCUGGCUGCCGGUGGGUCUACCGUGCCUUUCUGUGGCUGAAAUUCCGGGCUCAGCUGCUCUUCACAACAUGGUGUAAAGAACGUCUCCGAACAAAACAAGCUCGCGACUGCAGGUUCAAAGUCGGGACUGCUGGGUCCCUAGCCUAGCACGGCAUCCUCGGCAUCGGAUAGUGGA